Tigriopus californicus is the source of this 2940-nucleotide messenger RNA. RefSeq names its product alanine--tRNA ligase, mitochondrial-like. Gene Ontology annotation, molecular function: nucleic acid binding; alanine-tRNA ligase activity; ATP binding. The coding region runs from base 1 to 2940 and encodes 979 amino acids. Gene Ontology annotation, cellular component: cytoplasm; mitochondrion. NCBI's taxonomy places the organism in Eukaryota, Metazoa, Arthropoda, Copepoda, Harpacticoida, Harpacticidae. The transcript has a single exon. The record is from RefSeq and is a predicted model, not a curated record. Gene Ontology annotation, biological process: tRNA modification; alanyl-tRNA aminoacylation.
AUGUGGCGCUCGUGUGGGCGCCUUGGUGCGGCUCGGGUGCCCGUGAAUGCGGCUCGUCGAUGGUCGCACACUUCGGCGGCUCAGACUCGGCGUUCCUUCUUGCGUUUCUUCCAAGAGGGCGACCAUGCCAUUGUGCCGUCGGCCUCGAUUGUGCCGUACCAAGACCCCUCGAUUCCGUUUGUUAAUGCGGGCAUGAACGCCUUCCGAGGUGUGUUCACGGGCGUGGAUCCGCCGCCGGCCCCCCGCGUGGCCAAUGUGCAAAAAUGUAUCCGGGUUAGCGGGAAGCACAAUGAUAUACAGGAUGUCGGUUCUGACGGGACGCAUCAUACCUUCUUUGAAAUGAUGGGCAACUGGUCGUUUGGGGAUUAUGGGCGGGUGGAGGCGUGUCAAUGGGCCUGGACCCUGUUGACCGAGGUGUACGACUUGUCGCCUGAUCGGUUGUUCGUCACCUAUUUCCAAGGCUGUCCCCAAUUGGGUCUGGCUCCGGAUUGGGAGACGCGGGACGUUUGGUUGUCAUUAGGUCUACGACCCGAACGGGUUUUGCCUUUUGGGCCGCGGGACAACUUCUGGGAAAUGGGCGCCACGGGGCCGUGCGGACCGUGUACCGAGAUUCAUUACGAUCAUCACGGGCAGGGGGCCCGUGGCGUCAACCAAGGUUUGGCUGAUUUGGUCGAGGUCUGGAAUAUCGUGCUCAUCAAUCAUGUUCGUACUGGGGCGCAUCAAAUCGAGCCCAUUGUCGGAUCGACCUUUGUAGACACGGGUCUGGGUUUGGAGCGACUGGUGGCCGUGCUCAAUGGCCACACGUCCAACUAUGACACGGAUCUUUUUCAGCCCAUUUUCCACGCCCUCACCGAUGUCACCGGAGCGGCGGGAUAUCAAGGUCGGUUUGGCCCGGGUGCCGAAUUAGACACGGCUUACCGCAUUAUCGCCGAUCACAUCCGCAUGCUCGUGGUGUGUGUGGCGGAUGGGGUCUACCCGGAUUCCAACCAUCGGGUCCGCAAUGUGAUGCGGCGAAUGUUUCGGGCCUCUAUGAGACACUUUCAGGGCGACCAGGUGGCCUUAGUAGAGGCGGCGCACGUGGCCAGUCAGAUUUUGAGUCAGGCCUAUCCGGAAAUGGGCCAAAUCUCAACCCAGGCCGAAAUCAUCCUCGAUUUCGAACGCGAGCAUUACCAACAUACGCUCAAUCACGCGGAAAAUCUCGCACCAAAAUUGGUUCAGCGUUGUCCUAAAGCCCAGGCCUUGGAGAUCUUUGACGUUCCUCAAAUCUAUGAUUCCGUGGAACACUUCCGAAGACAUCACCGGAAUGCGGAGGUGAUCGACGAAAACAUGGCCCGGUUCUGCAUUCAAAGCUAUGGAUUAGAUGAUCGUCUACUGAAUCUCGUUUCCCAUGUGACGGGCAUACCGUUAAAGCCUGAUCUUGUGUGCAGUGAAAUCUUGCGAGACAUUCACUCGAAAACUAAAACAGAUUCCGCAAUCUGGCCCUCGAAGAGCUUGUACCAAUCCGUGCCUCCGACAGAUGAUCAACAUAAAUAUACUUAUCAGUGCAAAGGUAAUGCCUAUGGCUUUCCCGUGGUGAUAUCGCAAGUCCAAUCCGUGUUUUCAUCCAAGGGCCAUCCAGUCCCAUCUUUAUCGGAUGGCGAGGAAGGCAUGAUUUUGUUGGAUCAAACUUGCUUAUAUUCAACAGCAGGCGGUCAAGCCUCCGAUGAAGGGCUUCUGAAGCUCGAUCGCAAAGGACGUUUCGAGAUAUCGCACGUGGAACAAAUCCCGGACUCCCCAGGACAUCUUGCUCAUUUCGGAAAAAUGGUGGGUGGCGUCAUUACGCCCCAUGAGAAAGGCCGGUUGACCUUGAACGCCAUACGACGCAUCAAAUUGAUGCAAAAUCACACGGGCACCCAUCUUUUAAACAGUGUCUUGAACAAGAUCUUGCCGUUGACCUGCCAAAAAUCCAGUCAUAUCGGGGACGCUCAUUUCAGGUUCGACUUCAGCAUCUUCAAUGCAACUUUCAACUUGGGCACUAUCAUUGACAUUGAAAAGACCAUGAACGAGCUGAUCGAGGAGAAUCGACCCAUUGAGCGUCUCACCCUGAGCAAAUCGGAGUUUCAGGACUUGGACAAUGUGGUGCAGAUUCCCGGGGAGCAUUAUCCGGAUCCUGUAUUCGUGGUCCGACUUCCCAAUGGUCACACCGAGCCUUGUUGCGGGACUCACUUGGUGAAGACCGGUGAUGUUCAGGCCUUUGCCAUAGUCGAUUCCAGCACACCCGUGUACGGCGUUCGCUCCUUCAAGUGUGUCACGGGCGAAAAGGCUGUGGAUACCCGUGAGGCGGGGAUUCGACACAUUGAGCGCGUGUUCGGAGUCAAGGAAGCCUCGGAUAAGAUCGAUGCCACGGCGGGGGAAUCUGUUUUGGCCGGCAUGGUCCGGAAAUUGAAGAAAGAAAAAGAGAACCUCCGUGGGAAUACGACCAUUCCGUACUCGGUGCGGAUGGAGUUGCUCACCGUGAUCGACUUGUCCUUGAAUCGAAUCCUUCCGUUUUAUCGAAAGAAUGCCAAAGAGAAGGUGUUGAUGGAGUUCGAUGAAGUGUUGGCCAAUUCCUGUGAUUUGCCGUAUUUCGUUCAUCUGUUCCGAGAACAAUCCGAUACCACGGUCAAUCUCAAUGCCAUGGUGAAAAAAAUCAAGAACAAACCGGUUUUACUUGUGAUUCGCAACAACAAUUUCUUCAGUUUCAAGGCCUCGAUCCCGGAUGAACUCGUGUCCGAGACUUUUACUGCCAAGAAAUGGUUGGAUGUGGUUGUCCAACCGCUUGGAUUGGUGGCCAAGGCGCCUCAAUUGAAGAAGGAAGAUACGUUUUGCGGGGCAAAAGCUCCCAUUGUGAAUGUAGAUUCGGCUGUGGUCGAGGAUCGCCUACAAUUGGCCAUAAGUAUGGCGCAAAAUGUCACCACGUGA